GUAGCGCAAGGCAUCGAAAAAGCAAUAGGCUUCGACAAGUCGGCUUCCAAGCUCUACGCAACAAUCGACCUCGAAAAAACCACGGUGGCUCGCACUCGAGUCAUCGAGCCCCGACACUCGAACCCGAGCUGGCACGAAUCUUUCCACAUCUACUGCGCUCACACGGCCUCCAAACUCUCGUUCACCCUCAAAGUCAACAACCCCAUCGGAACGCACCUCGUCGGACGAGCUUACAUUCCGGUCGAUGACCUAAUUCACGGCGAUGAAGUCGACCGGUGGCUCGAAAUCCUCGACCACCACCACAAACCGAUACACGGCCACUCCAAACUCCACGUGAAGCUACAAUUCUACGACGUCACGCGCGAACGAUGCUGGUCGCACGGGCUAAAGAGCGCCAACUUCCCGGGCGUUCCCUACACAUUCUUCCCACAACGAAAAGGAUGCCGGGCGACUCUAUACCAAGACGCGCACGUUCUCGACAAUUUUAUUCCAAAAAUACCCUUACGCGGCGGGAAGCACUACGAGCCGCAUAGGUGUUGGGAGGACAUCUUCGACGCGAUAUCCGAAUCGAAACAUUUGAUUUACGUGGCCGGAUGGUCGGUCUACACAGAAAUCAAACUAAUACGCGAUACUAAAAGGCUGAGGCCCGGUGGAGGAGAUAAUAUUACACUCGGCGAGCUACUCAAGAAGAAGGCCGACGAGGGGGUUCGGGUUUUGAUGCUCGUGUGGGACGACCGGACGUCGGUCAAGCACUUGAAGAAGGACGGCGUGAUGGCCACGCACGAUGAGGACACGGGAAGCUAUUUUCGCGGGACGAACGUGCAUUGCGUGUUGUGCCCUCGUAAUCCGGACGACGGCUCGAGUAUCGUUCAAGGCUUACAAGUGGACACUAUGUUCACCCAUCACCAGAAAAUCGUGGCCGUCGAUUCCCGAUUGCCGAGCGGAGAUGAAACGACGAGGAGGAGAAUCGUGAGCUUCAUAGGCGGCAUAGAUUUAUGCGACGGGAGGUACGACACGCAAAGGCAUUCGCUAUUCGGGACGCUUGCCUGGCCCCACUUUGACGAUUUUCAUCAGUCGAAUAUUCGUGGGGCGAGCAUACAAAAAGGCGGUCCUCGGGAGCCGUGGCACGAUAUCCACUGUCGGCUCGAAGGACCGGCCGCUUGGGACGUGCUUUAUAAUUUCGAGCAGAGGUGGCAGAAACAGGGCGGAAAGGACGUUUUGCUGCCGCUUGUCGAGAUGUCGAACGUUUUCAUCCCACCUUCACCGGUCACAUUCCCCGAUGACCACGAGACGUGGAAUGUUCAGGUGUUCCGGUCGAUCGAUGGUGGUGCGGCUUUCGGUUUCCCUGACUCACCCGAGCAAGCGGCCAAGUCCGGAUUAAUAAGCGGCAAGGACAACAUCAUCGAUCGAAGCAUACAAGACGCCUACAUUCACGCUAUCCGGCGUGCGGACAAGUUCAUCUACAUCGAGAAUCAAUACUUCGUGGGGAGCUCGUUUUCGUGGGGCUCAAACGAUAUCAACGAUCAAGAAGUGGGGGCACUAAGCCUGAUUCCGAAGGAGAUUUCAUUGAAAAUCGUCAGCAAAAUCGAAGCUCGUGAGGAAUUUAAGGUUUAUGUGGUGAUCCCGAUGUGGCCCGAGGGGUACCCGGAGAGUGGGGCCGUGCAAACGAUUUUGGGUUGGCAGAGGAGGACUAUGGAGAUGAUGUACGUCGACAUAGCAAAAGCGCUUAAGGCCAAGGGUAUAAAAGACGAUCCUAGAAAUUAUUUGACGUUCUUUUGUCUCGGGAAUAGGGAGACGAAGAAGAAUGGAGAGUACGAGCCUCCACGAAAGCCUGUAGCCGGCACGGAUUACUUUAGAGCUCAAGAGGCUAGGAGGGGUAUGAUUUAUGUCCAUGCCAAGAUGAUGAUUGUUGACGAUGAGUACAUAAUCAUAGGCUCGGCAAAUAUCAACCAGAGGUCGAUGGAUGGUGCUCGGGACUCGGAAAUCGCGAUGGGAGCCUAUCAGCCAUAUCAUUUGUCCUGUAAGCGUAAUAAACCGGCCAGAGGUCAAAUUCACGGUUUUCGCAUGGCGUUGUGGUACGAGCACGUGGGCCAGCUGGACGAUGCCUUCUGUUAUCCCGAAAGCUUAGAGUGUAUUCGAAAGGUGAAUCGAAUUGCGGAAAGGAAUUGGAGCUUGUACACGAGUGAGACUUUGGAACAUGAUUUGCCAGGACAUUUGCUUAGAUACCCGAUUGGAGUCACGUCAGAUGGUAGAGUUGUCGAGCUUCCUGGGGCAGAGCUUUUCCCGGAUACUAAGGCACGAGUGCUUGGCUCGGGAACUGAGUUCUAUCCGCCGAUCCUCACUACUUAGUAAUAAUAAUGCCACAAUCCAAUGAGUUGCAUCAUAUUGACUGAUGAAUGAUAAAUGAAAAUCUGGAUUGCUNAAAAAAAAAAAAAAAAGUUAGUCUAUAGUAUUAUUAAGCUAAGCACACCAGCUAGCUACUCUACCUGCCACAAAUUUAUCAAUUUCUGUUAAUUUAUUGUAUAAUUUGCAUUAACAUGAUCUGAAAUGAUCUUCAUUUCUACCCAUUUAAUUUAGUUUUUAUCAGGUUGCUGUUCUGUUGUAUUGGAUGCAGCCAAAAUGUC
Molecule: messenger RNA, 2624 nt
Organism: Striga asiatica
Lineage: Eukaryota; Viridiplantae; Streptophyta; Magnoliopsida; Lamiales; Orobanchaceae
Source: the annotation of a GenBank genome assembly